Molecule: messenger RNA, 7993 nt
Organism: Phyllostomus discolor (pale spear-nosed bat)
Lineage: Eukaryota; Metazoa; Chordata; Mammalia; Chiroptera; Phyllostomidae
Gene: DCUN1D3
Product: defective in cullin neddylation 1 domain containing 3
Exons: 3
Coding region: 310-1224 (304 amino acids)
Biological process (GO): protein neddylation; positive regulation of ubiquitin-protein transferase activity
Cellular component (GO): ubiquitin ligase complex
Molecular function (GO): cullin family protein binding; ubiquitin conjugating enzyme binding; ubiquitin-like protein binding
Source: RefSeq, a predicted model, not a curated record
AAGGGGAAGAGUGGAAGUCAGCGCCUUGUCUGGACUGGUUCCUCUGGAAGGAGAGGAGGUGAGGGGAGCCUGUGGCGUGUCAGACGCAGGGCUCAGAAAACUUAACCUACUAUCCCUGCCUCCUCUCCGCCAGCACCUCUCACCCUAGGGUUUGGGAGCCGGAGCUGCCCUGGAAGUGGUGCAGACUCUGGUCCUGUGCCCCGGUUUGGCUGGCUUCUCUGGCUGAUGGCAUGUUGAGAUUCAAGGGCCAGUGGCAGCGAGGGCAUCUGAUCCAGAAGGGGCCACUCUAGAGGCCAGGCUAUCAGUACCAUGGGCCAGUGUGUCACCAAGUGCAAGAAUCCCUCAUCAACCCUGGGCAGCAAGAAUGGAGAUCGAGAUCCCAGCGGCAAAUCACACAACAGGCGAGGUGCAGGCCACCGCGAUGAACAGCUGCCAGCUUGUGGCAAGCCAGGUGGGGAUAUCCUCGUUAAUGGGACCAAGAAGGCAGAGACUGCCACUGAGGCCUGCCAGCUGCCAACAUCCUCAGGAGAUGCUGGGAGGGAGCCCAAGUCUAAUGCCGAAGAGUCUUCCUUGCAGCGGUUGGAAGAACUGUUCAGGCGCUACAAGGACGAGCGGGAGGAUGCAAUUUUGGAGGAAGGCAUGGAGCGCUUUUGCAGUGACCUAUGUGUGGAUCCUACAGAAUUUCGAGUGCUGCUUUUGGCUUGGAAGUUCCAGGCUGCUACCAUGUGCAAAUUUACCAGGAAGGAGUUUUUUGAUGGCUGCAAAGCAAUAAGUGCAGACAGCAUUGAUGGGAUCUGUGCCCAAUUCCCCAGCCUCUUAAUAGAAGCCAAACAGGAGGACAAAUUCAAGGAUCUCUACCGGUUUACAUUUCAGUUUGGCCUGGAUUCUGAAGAAGGGCAGCGGUCACUGCAUCGGGAAAUAGCCAUUGCCCUGUGGAAGUUAGUCUUUACACAGAACAAUCCUCCAGUGUUGGACCAGUGGCUAAACUUCCUAACAGAGAACCCUUCUGGGAUCAAGGGCAUCUCCCGGGACACUUGGAACAUGUUCCUUAACUUCACUCAGGUGAUUGGCCCCGAUCUCAGCAACUACAGCGAAGAUGAGGCCUGGCCGAGUCUCUUCGAUACCUUUGUGGAGUGGGAGAUGGAGCGGAGGAAAAGUGAAGGGGCUGGGGGAGGUGUGCUCAGCUCAGGGCCCUUGGGCUUGUGUCCCCAGGAGCAGACUUAGUAUUCUGUUCUGGGCAGCCAUGAGGCUUUGCCCACUGCCCUGGAGCCACCCGAGGAAUUGGACCUUUCUGGAAAUUACCUAAUAUCCAGAUAUUUUCUACUCUACACCUUUCUCUGCCUUGUAUCUGAAAGGGCUCUAAAAUGCUGUAUCAUGUUUUAGGCACUUUCUUCUUUUUGGGGGGUUAUUUUGGUUCUUUUUGGGGGGUCCCCCAAAAUAUUUUAACCUGGCUACAUGUUGUGUAUCUUCUUCCUUUUUUUUUUAAGCCUUCAGAUUGCAUUGGCCUGCCAUUUGUUGCACUUUUUUUUUUUUUUUUUUUUUUUUUUGGGGGGUCAGGGAGGGCAUAGAGCAGGGUGGGGAAUAGGCGAGUUAGGUUGAAUUAACAUUGCAAACAAUGCAGUGCCAGAUCUCAGUUUUGCAUAGUGUUUUUCAGGGCAGGUCUGUACUGUGUGUAGUGCUGUUUACAUGGUUGAAUUUAGGUUGUGAUAAUAAUUUUUAAAGAUUUACACAGAGUUGAUUAGCAGUGUUAACUGUUAACCACAUUGCAUUAAUUCCCAGGUGAGUAAAAGCUCUUGGAGAGCCAAGGCCAGUCAGAGUGUCUGUAGUCUGGUGACAACCCCCUUUUAAGCAAAUUUAUCUGAAAUUCUUCCUUCUCAGUCAUCUUGCUCAUUCCUUCUUUGACCCAUUGCAUUUCAUGUUGAGUUUAUGUACCAACAUGCUGCACCUGUCAGUCAAGUGAGCAGUGAUUUUAGAAUACAUACUAACAACCACUUAAGUACUGAAUGCAGAGAAAGCAGUGCUACCUCAGUUUUGCUGGAAGUAGACUUUGAUAGUUUUUGUUUUUGGUGAAUUUUCUGUAUUUUCAUGUUGUAAGUGGAAAUACAUUUUUUAUUUGCCUCGGAGCCAAAGUUUCUGUUUCUGGUGGUUGGAAAACUGCCUGCUGGCCACCUGACUUGAAGGAAAACUGUGGUGUGGAGCUCUGCUUGAAUACUUUUUAAAAAAACAUUUUGAGUGUCAUCAACUUACUUGUCUGGCAAGUGCAAAAGCCUGGGGCUGGCCUGAACUCUGCCAAACAAAUACAGACAGGUAUUAAGUAGUUAAUGUGUGCCCUUUCCCUUUUUGCUGCACCCAUGUUGUCACUUUACCCCUAGGUGUUAUUUAUUAUUUUUUCUGUUAAUGUCAGGCUCAUUUGGGGUAAUGUGAUGACUGUUUAGGUUUACAUGACCCUCUUUCCUUCCCCUCCACCCAAAUAGGUAUAUAUACAUAUAUAUGUAUAUAUUUUACCUACCUAAAAAUAUAUAUACAUGUAUAUGUAUAUUCUUGUUUCUUUGCCUGCUAAAACUGGCCAUAAAAGAGGGAGCUGUCUUCAAUAUAUAAAGUAUUAGAAGAGUGCCAGGGAAUGUCAUAAUGGAAGCUUUUGAAUUUGAGUUUGGACCAUUUUCACUAAAGAGAAAAUGAAUUUUCUCAGCUCUUUCCUCAUUAGAGGGAGACCCAGUUCCCUAAACUCCUCUGUGUGCUCACUCCAUGAAGCCAGCUUUGGACAAACUGCCACAUAGGAGCUGACUCUGGUCCUACCUCGUUGCAGUAGAGGGUAUUCUUGCCAUUUUUUCAUUUUAAAAAAUGUCCUUAGAAAACUGAACUGGAAGGGUGGGUGGCAGGUACUGUACAGUUCAGCUUUCAACACUUUGGAACAGAUUAAAAAGGGAAUCUUUUAAAUAAAAACUUAUAAAAAUAUUUAUACUUUUGAAAUAACAAGAGUUUGUCUAUAGAACAUUGGGAGUUGCUUCCCCUAGCUACCCCCAUCUGCCUCCCAGGUAUGUUUCUCAGCCUGGGCAGAAAGUUUGAGUUUAUUACUAGCCUUAAUGGAUUCAGGCUCCCAUCUUUACAAUGAUUAUUUAAGGAGAUUCUACAGUUGAUGUCUUUCUGAAAUUGGCAUUGAAUUGGCAUGGAUUUUUGCAGUCCUAAACCUGACAGAUAACCCUUUAGCGGGGCAGAUGGGGAAAUUUAAGGUCAGCCACAGCAAGUUAACAAUACUGCUGGAAAAUGUAAGAGGGUUGGAUUUCAGUCCACAUGUCUGGCUUUGUUCUAGCCUAAGACGCAAGAUCCUCGUAUAAAGCUUUUCUAGGGACCCCAGCUAGUUCUGUGGGUUCAGUUGUAGUCCUGAGUCCCCAUGCUGAGAUCUCAUCUAGUCAGUCAGCAAUUCUGAAUUUUUCCUUCUUUUUUCCAAUUCUGUAUUGGGUAAAGGUAGAGUAAGGCAAAAGGCAGGCUCCUCCUAGCCAGGUAAGGUUCCUUCUGUCCCACAUCAGAAAAGUGUAGAGAAGUGCACAAAAGAGGGAGGCCCCAAGGAUUCUGGAGACUUGGGAGAGGCACUGGCUUCUAUCCCCAGCCUACCAGAAGGCAUUCCAUGCAUUAGGUGUGCUAUAGUGGGUGGAUUUUGUUUUUUAAUUAAUUGUUCAGCUUCCCCAGUCCCCACAGAAGAACCAUUUAAAGAUUGUUUUUGGUUAUAUUUUUACUGAUAUAGUUGUUACAAAAAUAAAAAUGAGAAACUAGAAAAGGGAGAGACUUACCAGAUACUUCCAAGUUUGAGUCCCUGAUACAAGGAAUUCUGUAGUAGCUCUGGGCCAGUGCUUUAAUAGUUUCAUGACCACAGGAAAAUGCAGUUUUUCUGCAAAGGGAUCCAAGGUGAGUGUGUAGGGUUUUCACUUGUACUUCUGGGAAAUGAAAGAGCCUGUUCCUCUUACCUUAUAAGUAGGUUUCCUACUUAAUGGGCAGGAACUGUGUGGAAGAGCCCAAAUGCAUGCCCUUCAGCUAAGCAAGGCACCCUUCACUUGAACAGUGUGACAGGGUGUGGAGGGGCAGGAUGCAGAUGCCCUUUUGAAAACAGGCAGAUAUCUGAGGGAGAGUUCAAACUGAAUUCAUGUGUUGGCAAAUUGCUUGGCUUUGGCAGAUGGCUUUGUGAGCUUCUGUGAUGUUUAGCAAUUUAUUAGAAAAUUGUAUGAGAUGGUGUCACUUCAUUGAACUGCUCUUCCCCAUCCCUGCCAUGUUUCAUUCUUAACUCCACCUCCUGUAAUGGUACUUUGCUAUGCUUCAGCUGGUUGACUCAGCAGUUCUCCCUCAUCCCUGCCAGAUGUGCCCACAUGUGUGAAUUGGUUCCAAGACUCCAUACUGAAUUCGUAACAAAAAUCUAGAGCUGGGUAAAGAUACAAAUUUCAACCAAGCUCCCAGGCCCAAGGAAAUCCAAUUGAAAAUGUAUAGGAAUUGUUUUCAAUAUUAAAAGGCUUAAGCCACACAGUAUUAGAUGCUCUUUGAAACAGAUCAUCUCCCAGGGGCUGGAGCAUGCAGGGUGUGGGAUGUCAUGGGUCAUGUGAUGGCUCCAUAUUAGACUAAGCCAAAUUGUAUUAAAUAAUGGUGGGGAAAAUAUCAGGAUAAGAACUUGGGUCUAAGUUCCAAAACCAAAACAUCUGUUUUUAGAACUGUUUGGUAUGCCACACUGAAAAUGAAGUCUUCUAUGCAAUGAAAUCCCCAAAUAGACCCAAUUAUACAAUUAUAAGGCAAGAACUGUAAGGAAGGUGCUGCUAGGUUUGUUAGUUACCUGAGUUUCCAUUUUCCUUCCAUCUCUGUUUGCUUAGUGAGGACUUAAGCAACCAAGUAAUGGACUGUAGCUGAAAGGACUCUGAAGUCACAAGGGUGUUAAUGGGGACUCACUUGAGGGCACAUGAAAUUGACCCUUCUCUUACUUCAGUCUUGUUCUCUGAAUUAUAUCAAAGGUGUUCCCACCACCUCCCUGUAGUUUAUUCCUAAGGGAAGCUGCAAAUACAGAAUCUAUUUAGUAGAACCUGGACUGUGACUGUGUCAGUGAGGAUCUGCAGAUAUUUUCCUUAUUAGACAAUGAAAUAGAUGCUUGGGCUGUGGUUCAAAAACCAAGAUAUUUCAGAAUGGCUUUGAGUAACCAUCAGGUUCUGCUUCUGAUCACAGCCCCCUGUCCCUCUUGAAAGCUCAGCCUGCUCUCAUUCUGACCUAUUUCCACUGCCCACCUCCACUCCUCACCUUUCAACAUAGAUCUUGGAUAUCGCCAAAGGAAGCCAUCCAGCAGCUGCUGUGUUCUCCCCCCUCCACCCAUCCAGUACCCAUUUAUUCUGGUAGAAGUGUCUUCCCUGACUCUGGCCCCAGACCCAGGCCUGUGAUUGAUUGCUCUUAUGUGUUGCACUAAUGUGAUUCUAGGUUUCAAAUGGGGAGUUUGAAGCAGUAGGCAAAGGGGGCUUGAUUGAAUGAGUUGAUUUUACAGAUGCCCUGCCUUAACCUGCUGAGGUGAUGAGUCCACUGCUCACGUGCCCUCCACCUUUGUGGAUUCCUCUUGGUUUGUGACCAGUGUGUUUCUUGAGGUUGUACAAAUUUGUUGACAAAGUCAAUACUUAUCUCUGUGCACUGUUACACUCUCCAAAUGGUCCCUUGAAUAUUUUUAUUAACUUGUUAUACAUAUUUUUGUCUCUGUCUACAUUAUUUCUUUUGAUGUUCUUUUAUUUGGAAGGUUACCUGCUAUUGGGUUUAAUAAAUUUGUUUACUUGGUUAUUGACAAUUCUGGAAAAAUAAUAAAAAAUCAGCAGCUUUAUUCUGGAGUGAUACUGGAUAGCAAUUCCUAUGCUUUGGAAAAUCCAGAUAGUGUAUUGCAGACUUUGCCACUCACCAACCUUAAUUGUCUUUGGGGUCCCAGUUCUUUAGGCAGAAAACAAGUUCUCACAGGGCCACGUCCUAAAUAGUCUUACCUUAGCAACUGAUAUGGCUUCCCAUGAGGAAUAAAAAGUAAAUUUGAGCACUGUACUGAAUGGGUGACUUCUACAUAUAUCAGAUUGGCAAUGAUUAAGGCAGAAGAGACAAGCUGAAACUGUCAUGUGCCACUGCUGAGUGACCAUUGGUAGGUGAGUGAAAAUCUGAGUUUCUCUGACUCAUCUGUAAAAUCCAAAGACUGUUAUUUCCAUUAGUGUUAGGAUUUACAAAGAGUUUUGGAAGCACUUAAGACUUUUAAGGUUAAGAUUUUCAAAAGGAUGUUAAGAGAGUAAUGCAGGAAAUCCAGAGAAUAGGAGAGGAGGAUUGGCAUGGUCACACAUGACUUCCCAGGUCACUGUCUCCCCUGUAGACCCAGCAAGCUUCCCUCCAUGCCAAGUUUUGGGGGAGAUGGAAGACUUAGAUGGCUUAGAUUAAGAUGAUCCCUGAUGGCUCUCUCUGGCUCUUAUAUAGAAGCUUCAUUAUGGUACAUUGCUUAAUAACCCUUAGCUUUCUUUCACUGUAUUUCUGUUUAGUUACCGGUUAUAUUCAGGUAAGCAAUUGGCCAGCCACCCCUCUUCUUUGAUGGCAGCCCUAAUGGCGUUCCCAAAGAUUCCCAGUCUCAUGUUGGUGUCUCCUAAAAAUAAGUACUGUGGUGGGAUUAGAUAUGCUUUUGUUUUUCUUUCCAGUUGGAAAGGGCCUGGAGUCAUUGGUUAUAAUCCUGUCCAGUCAAGAGGGUUAUAAAGAUUUCUCAACAAACUUGACUUUUUCCUUUUCCUCCAUUAUUACCAAAGCCAAUAGCUUCAGAUAGAGGAAAUCUAGACAUUGAUUUUUUUCUUUCUCACUUAAAAAGUAAACCUCCAGAACAUCUACUUGUUUGGUUCUUGGGCUUGUACUUUCUGUGAUGUGACACUUUGAAGAUAAUGAGCCACUGGGCUUUACAGAUAGAGGUGUGGGGAGUAACAAAGUGAAGAUACUGAUUUAGGUGCUUGUAUAGAGCCUAGAGUUAUUCAAAGUGUUGUCACAGGGUUGUGCACAUUAUAUAAGGCUAAAAUCCAAUUUUCAAUUAGAUGAAGGGCAAGCCAACUUCAUACAAUUACCAGAUGAGCUUAACUGCAAUGGACUUUUCCUAGCAAGAAAGGUAUACUGAGUGUAAUGCUGAUGGCUCAGAGUAGUACAGAUGAGUCACCAGAGCACGGGCCUCUUCCCUCCUCUAGAAUCCAACCGAAGCACAUGCCUGGGUUGGCUCUGGAAGUCAUCCUCUAACUCUAGGUUUCCAUCUAUAUCAAAAGGGUUAGUCUGCCUGAGAAGGAAGGGCAAGGGAGGGAGCAGGCUAGCCUCUCCAUUUCCUGUCCUUUGCUAAGAUUUUUCAGGGUGCCCUGUCUUAUGAAAGCCAUAAGGGACUUACUUGGGUUUAACUUCCUUCCUAUAUAAUGUUCCAACCUUAGGGGUGCUGAGAAAAUUCUAGUGGAAUAUGGCAGCAGUGCUGUCAGCAGCAAAGCAUCCAUGCUGAUGGGGACUCUCCAUGGGCCCUGCCUAUGUUUAUUAUGGGAGGUGCUAUUGAAAUUAUUAGUAAACUAAAAUACAGGGCUACAAAAUAAUGUGGAACUAGUGUAAGACAAGAUAAUAUGGACACAAGCUGUUGUAUACAUGAAUUUACAUAAUAAAGGAGGCAUGGUCCUUUAUUGGGUAAGAUAGAUAAUUGGAUAAAAUCUAAAUAUAUGGAGGAAAGUUACUGUAGGCCAAAAUAAAUUCCAGGAGGAAUAAAGGUGUAAGCGUAAAAAUUAAAUAAUUAAAAAAUACAUACUUGUUAGUGGAUAUUAAAUUGAUCUCUGGAUCAAUCAAGACUUCGUAAGCAAAAAGCAGAUAGAAAAAAAUCAUAAAAAGAAUAGACAUCUAAAACAUAAAACAAUUAGAAACAUUUUUGCAAUGAUAGAUGAAUGCACACUUAAUCCCUAAGACCUUAAAAAUUCCACAUGGAAAAGUACUUAAUAGACACAUGUGCAAAGGA